CUGGAAACCGGAGCUGGACUCUGCGUUCUUCGCUGUAGUCCCUCUCGCUGUCCACCGAUAUGCCGUUCAUUGAGCUGGACACCAACUUGCCUGCCAACCGCGUGCCUGCUGGGCUGGAGAAGAGGCUCUGCGCGGCCACCGCCGCUAUCCUGGGCAAACCCGAAGACCGUGUGAGCGUUACUGUGCGACCGGGUCUGACCAUGGCACUGGGCGGAACCACAGAGCCCUGUGUCCAGCUGGUGGUCUCCUCUAUUGGCGUCGUGGGGACUGCAGAGGAUAACCGUGGCCACAGCGCCCAGUUCUUUGAGUUCCUCACUAAGGAGCUGGCCUUGGACCAGGACCGGAUAAUUAUCCGCUUUUGCCCCUUGGAACCCUGGCAGAUUGGAAAGAAAGGGACCGUCAUGACAUUUUUAUGAUUGGCACAAAGGAUCCAGGGCAUCUGUGAGUUGGCUGCCCCUUCUGGAGUAUACUCUUGGCAGAGUCAAGGCCUAGUGGAUGUCACCUUUGGGAACCCUUGUGCAGAUUUGUCUAUGACCUCAUAGUUUUUUUCUCCCAUAUCCUCUUGCCAAAUAAACAAGGAGCUCUUCAGCAUUCAAA
Messenger RNA from Marmota monax (woodchuck), 597 nucleotides. It is a transcript of the gene Ddt, whose product is annotated as D-dopachrome tautomerase. The coding region runs from base 60 to 416 and encodes 118 amino acids. Lineage: Eukaryota; Metazoa; Chordata; Mammalia; Rodentia; Sciuridae. Gene Ontology annotation, molecular function: phenylpyruvate tautomerase activity. The transcript is spliced from 3 exons. The record is from RefSeq and is a predicted model, not a curated record.